UCACGGAAUGUCAAACCCUAAUAGAAUCGCUCUUGCUUGGAAAACACGCCUCGAGCUCCCCGCCAACUAUCCAUCCGGUGUCGCAAGUAUUUCCCGUGCCCCGCUACCCGAAGCCGCCUCAAAUGAACGACGUGAUCGCCAGCAUGUGCUUCCUCAUCACCUACAUGCUGCCAUUCAGCCGCUCGGUGUGGACCAUGGUCGAAGAGAACAGCUCGGGCAUGGCGUCGAUGCUUCGCUCCAUGGGCACGAGUGACCUGGUGUACUGGUUGGCACACUUCGUCUCCACCUUCGUGCACGUGUCGUUCUACUCGGUGAUGGCGGUGUUCUUCAUGGUCUACAACACGUACUACUUGUCGCUGGGCGCCAUCAGCUACGAAGACUACGAGCACACCCGAGACUACGCGCCUUACCUGAGCGAGAAACUUACGCGCCGGGGCCUGUUGAUUGUCCUCUUCACGAUGUUCGGCGUUCAGACGUCGCUGCACGCCAUGCUGCUCUCAUGCGUCAACACCAAGCCGCUGAUGGCAAUGGUGCUGGCCGCUUUCUACUGGACGGCGAUGUUCGCCAUGAGUCGGCCCUGGUCGACGCUGGAGGACUAUCUGUUCGACGACCGCUACCCCAAGUACCUGGCGGCCAUGUUCCCCGUCAACAACCUCUACGUCAGCUUCUUCCACGUACGCUGGACCAUGUACUUCGGCUGUAAGUCGACGCGGCGAUCGGGCGAAGCUGCCGGAACCCUACCGCAGCGCCGCGCACGGCGUUCCGAGCAAAUAGCCCGAACGUUGGCAUAGCCUCCCAAUUGCACGGUGGCUAAUGGCUUAUUUUUUUUACUGGAGCUAUAAUCGCUCAUUGCAUCUCUUCGCCGACGACGGUCAAUACUGUUGCGCCACGUGAAGCGAAUGGCGCGCGUAAUAAAUAAAUGCUUGCGUACUUUCACUA
Dermacentor andersoni is the source of this 939-nucleotide messenger RNA. RefSeq lists its product as uncharacterized. Gene Ontology annotation, molecular function: ABC-type transporter activity. The record is from RefSeq and is a predicted model, not a curated record. Gene Ontology annotation, cellular component: membrane. Lineage: Eukaryota; Metazoa; Arthropoda; Arachnida; Ixodida; Ixodidae.